AUGCCUCAGAACGAGUAUAUGGAACGGUGGCGUAAGCUCCAUGGUCGACGACUUGACCAUGAAGAGCGCACGCGCAAGAAGGAAGCUCGUGCCGGCCACCAGGCCUCCAAGGACGCCCAGGAGCUCCGCGGUCUGCGGGCCAAGCUGCACCAGCAGGCGCGCCGCAAGGAGAAGAUCCAGAUGAAGAAGCAGAUCAAGGCGCAUGAGGAGCGCAACGUCAAGUCGGCCGCCGAGCAGGACCACUCGACGCCCCUGCCGCAGUACCUGCUCGACCGCAGCAACCCGACCUCGGCCAAGGCCCUCUCGAGCGCCAUCAAGAACCGCCGCAACGACAAGGCCGCCCGCUUCGCCGUCCCCCUGCCCAAGGUCAAGGGUAUCAGCGAGGAGGAAAUGUUCAAGGUCAUCAACACGGGCAAGAAGACGGCAAAGAAGGGAUGGAAGCGCAUGGUUACCAAGCCUACCUUUGUCGGACCCGACUUUACUCGUCGUCCCGUCAAGUACGAGCGCUUCAUCCGCCCCAUGGGUCUACGUUACAAGAAGGCCAAUGUUACCCACCCCGAGCUCGGCGUUACGGUCCAGCUUCCCAUCAUCUCUGUCAAGAAGAACCCGCAAAACCCUCUGUACACUCAGCUGGGUGUGCUGACCAAGGGUACCGUGAUCGAGGUCAACGUGUCAGAGUUGGGUUUGGUUACUGCCAGCGGCAAAGUUGCGUGGGGUCGUUAUGCCCAAGUGACAAACAACCCAGAAAACGAUGGCUGCUUGAACGCUGUGUUGCUGGUUUAG
This is a messenger RNA of Pestalotiopsis fici W106-1, 783 nucleotides long. RefSeq names its product Ribosome biogenesis protein nsa2. Bases 1 to 783 code for a protein of 260 amino acids. Gene Ontology annotation, cellular component: nucleolus; preribosome, large subunit precursor. The transcript has 4 exons. Lineage: Eukaryota; Fungi; Ascomycota; Sordariomycetes; Amphisphaeriales; Sporocadaceae. The record is from RefSeq and is a predicted model, not a curated record. Gene Ontology annotation, biological process: maturation of 5.8S rRNA; maturation of LSU-rRNA.